UAGUAUGGCGUCGUUUUAGUAUAUCGUUUUAUAGAAAACAUUAUUUGUAAAUAUUUGUAGAUUCUAUGAGACAACAGUAUAGUGUAAACAAAAACUUCAAAAUGAAAAAGUCUCCUUUAAGUACGCCAAGUGGUAGCAAAGGGAAGCAAAGUUAUAAUUGGAAGUCGCACGACCAUAAAAGUAGGACAGGUUAUAGUUAUAUUAAAAGUGAUAGUUAUCAGUGUACUUCACCAAAUAGUGGUCAUAUACAGUCUGCAAAUGACUUUAUUCCUUUAAAUAUUAGUACACCAGAACAAAAAAGACUCAGUAGUAAUUGGCAUGGUUCUGGAGGUCGUAAUCAUCGUAAUUCAGGUAGUGGUGGAUUUAACCAUUACAGGAACAAUUAUCAUUCAACCCCAAAAUCAAAUUUCAAUAAUUCAUACUCUCCUUACAAGCUCUCUGGCAAACAAUUUUAUGGUCAGAAAAAGGGAUACCAAAAAGAUGCACGCAGACAGAUUAACAUAUCAUCUUAUAUAGAUAUGAAAUCUUUUUUGGAAGAUCCUUGGGCAGAAUUAACAAAAAAGUUAAAUGUAUCAACUGAAACAAAUGGGGAUGACUCGGUUAAACUUGAACAAUCUCUUUCGCCACAAUUAUUUUAUAUGGAUUCAGAAUCAAAUUCUGAAUGUAAAUCUGUAACAAAUCUGCAUAAUUCUUGUUUUAGUUCAGAAUCCAGAAAUGAAUCUUCUAUAGAUGUAAAAUUGGGGUUGGAUGAUACAAACGCUAGUGGUGUAUCAAAAACAGAGAGCUCAAUAAAUUUAAAACUUGACAAUGUAAGAUUCAGUCAAGAAUCAAAAAAUGACAGCAUUUGCAAUAAUAAUGAUAGUGCUAGUGAAAAUAUUCAUGAUGAAAAUAAUGUCCACGAUAUUUGUUCUUCAAAGACGAAUAUAAUUCAAGAUAUUAUAUAA
Eufriesea mexicana is the source of this 944-nucleotide messenger RNA. RefSeq lists its product as uncharacterized. Bases 66 to 944 code for a protein of 292 amino acids. The transcript is spliced from 2 exons. The record is from RefSeq and is a predicted model, not a curated record. NCBI's taxonomy places the organism in Eukaryota, Metazoa, Arthropoda, Insecta, Hymenoptera, Apidae.